AUGUCAUCAAGCAUCCAACUCAGUGGAACUUCUUCUGUUCCUCCUGGCUUUCGAUUUCAUCCCACCGACGAAGAACUCGUGGGUUACUACUUGGCCAAGAAAGUGGCCGCGAGCAAAAUUGAUUUGGAUGUCAUCCGCGAGAUCGACUUGUACAAGCUGGAGCCAUGGGAUCUUCAAGAACGGUGCCGAAUUGGCUCCGCGGAGCAGCACGAGUGGUACUUCUUCAGCCACAAAGACAAGAAAUACCCGACCGGGACGAGGACCAACAGAGCCACCGGUGCAGGAUUUUGGAAGGCCACUGGGCGAGACAAGCCAAUCUUUGCUCGCGUCUCCAAAUUGAUCGGCAUGAGGAAGACGCUGGUUUUCUACAAAGGUCGAGCUCCAAACGGGCAGAAAUCGGACUGGAUAAUGCACGAGUAUCGCCUGGAGGAUGAUAUCAACAACACUGCAACAAACGAAGAAGGCUGGGUGGUCUGCCGAGUUUUCAGGAAACGCAACGUUGUCAAGAAGCCGAGCAGUGACUUCGACGGGGCCUGCUGCUACGAUCCGGAAGAAAAUAUGGACAAGAUGUAUAGCAGCAACAGCAGUUUUGUCAAGCAAGAGUUGGAGAGCGCCGGUAUCUACUUCCCAUUUGCGUUUGAUCACUCGCUGCCGCACCUCGAGAGCCCCAAGAGAGCAAGCCCCAUGAGCUACAAUCCUCCUCCGGAAGAUCAUGAGCACCACCACGAUUUGAUCAAAGCUUCCUCCUACAUCGACAACGAGCUAGAAGAACUGGUCCACAAGACGUUUAGUGGCGGCGGAACACAGGCCCCGGCAGAGACUAGCUUUCAUGGUUUCAGCGACGAAAUGGUGCCGCCAUCCUGGGAGGAUCCCGAGAGAAUGCUCUCCUCCCAAGUGGCUGGAGUUCACGAGGACGAGUUCUCCAAAGAAUCACGGCUGGGCAACUUGGACAGUCUGGUGGAACGCAUGAACAGGGGGCAGCAGCUGCAACAGCCAGAUUACUCGUAUGAUGUUGAUCUCUGGGGAUUUACCAGGUAGCCCGCGGAUGACAUCACACAGGCCUGGAUACUUUCUCUCUCCCCACUUCAUCCAGUCGAUCGAUGAAUCGAGCUUGUUUCUUUCUUGGUUUCCCAGAAGAGAUGGAUGAACUUCGUGCUGGUGGUUACUUAUUAUACUUUUCUCGACAAAACAGGUACCUUCCCAUCCAGUUUGCUGGCUUUUGUUACGCCCUCCUCUCCGUUUCUCUUCCUUCGGUGGUUUCCUGGAUUUCAGAGAGAGCCUGGAAGUGAAUGAAACGAACGCUGUUUUCUGUCCUGCGCUGUGGAUCACUUCCAUAUUAUUAUUAUUAUCAAUAUGUGAUUAUAUUUUUAUGACUAAUUCAGCAAUUGAUCAUGGUCAGUUUA
This is a messenger RNA of Selaginella moellendorffii, 1403 nucleotides long. Its product is annotated as NAC domain-containing protein 105. Bases 1 to 1038 code for a protein of 345 amino acids. NCBI's taxonomy places the organism in Eukaryota, Viridiplantae, Streptophyta, Lycopodiopsida, Selaginellales, Selaginellaceae. Gene Ontology annotation, molecular function: DNA binding. The transcript has 3 exons. Gene Ontology annotation, biological process: regulation of DNA-templated transcription. The record is from RefSeq and is a predicted model, not a curated record.